CUUAUGGCGUUUCAGGACUUUGAAAACUGACCGAAAAAGUGAUUGUGGAAAUGCAUUACGUGUAAAAUAGCUAGCUAGCUUAACUAGCUAAACAGUGAAGAUGAAGCUGUUAGGAAAAUGAGGACGAAAUGUCCGGCCGCAUGCAAGUCCGAAAGAAUCUAUAAGCAGGAAAACGUGAAUUAUGUUAGCGCUAAGAGCAAUUCUGUGCUGCUUGGGGAUAUUUAUGUUUGGUUUAGUUUAGAUGCUUUACCGCGAUGGCGCUGAAAAGAGAAACAAAGAGCGAAGCCGUAAUCGUAAUAUCGUUACGAUAUUCAGGAAGAGCAUGUCUACAUGAACAGGCGCGCUUGACUGUAACCAGCAGGAAUAGAGUGCGUGAAUGGAAUGAAUGAGCGGAUGUUUUGAUAUGAGCAACUGGAGCGAGAGUGGUAUUCUGGAGUAAAUAUGUCUGUGUCUUCCCUCUACCUCAAUCAAGACAAAACUGUGCGCUUCAAGAGGAGAAAAGCACGCUUCUCCUUCAGUGAAGUGCACAUACUGCUGGACGAAGUACGGAAGAAUCGCCACAUUCUUGUGGGUAAGUUUAACACCGGCAUUCCAUCUGACGUGAAGAAGAGGAAAUGGGCAGAGAUCACAGCACGUAUUAAUGAGAUUGGAGAGUGUGACAGAGAGAUCAUGGAGGUUGUAAAGAAAUGGUCAGAUCUCAAAUGUGACACAAGGCGUAAAGUGGCUGCCCUGCGGUCUGGUGGUAAUUUGUCCCUGUCCCAACGAUUGGCACGGUCCAAUAUUGAACUCUCCCCAACUGAAGUCAUAGUAGAAUCCAUCCUUGAAUUGGACAAGAAGCCGUGGGAAGCUUCCCAACGGGCCCCAAUUCGCAGUUACAGUGAUGGUCAAGAGGGUGGAGGUGAGGAUGAGGAAGAGGAAGAUGGGUCAUUGAUGGGGAUGGGAUCGGUCCACAGUUCGCCGGGUAGAGGAAUGGACUUUGGAGGGAUGCCUGCUGCAACGAGUGGAGCUGUGGGUGCUUCAGAAAUGCAGUAUGAUGGCUCCAAACCUGGAGAUUCCGAAUCCAACAUGGUAGACUCAGAGGAAGAUAACCAUGACCUCCUUCCAUCAUCCUCUAUGGCAUCUGUCUCUAACUCUCAUUCUGAGGAGGACAGAAUUGUAACUAGAGGCAAGGUUGGACACACUGCCUCAAAUAAAACAGCCUCAUCUUUCUCAGGGGUGGAGCCAGACAGUUCACGUGAGCAGUUAGCGCACAAUGCUAGCCUUAGCGUGCAAGAGCAGCACGCCACUAACACCCUUCUGUCCACCGUAUCCCGUUCACUUGAGAUUCUUGCACAGUCUGUGCAACAGCUAGCAGAAACACAGCAGGAGUUUGCACGUGAAUCACUGCAGCUACAGAGGGACACAGUGCUGGUGUUGCGUGAAUUUGCCUCUGGUGCACUGACGAUAUUGCAGGAAAAGCAGUUGGAGACAGAUCAGGAAAAUAGUCAGCGAAGUCAGACACCAUCCAGUACCCCAUCCAGUACCCCUGCCCUUAUCCCCCCUCCAUCUGUGCCUCAACCACGGACUCCUCUACAGCCAGAGACCCAACAACAGUCUGAUGCCCAGAAGUAACCACCACCACAGCCACAAACUGCCCCGCUCUUCCUCCUCUCAUCCUUCAACAUCACACACUUCUUGGCGGCAAAAAAAACCUCUAUCGCCCCUUGUGGUGUGAGGUUUGUAACCGCCAGAGCAAUUCAAGAGGGCACGUGAAGUAUGUACGACGGGACCACGCGUAGGCCAUGCGUUGGCCAAGCACUCGCCUCUACCUUCGUGUACUUGCGUGAAGUGUGUUUGGGCCUUAAGACGUAGGCUCUGCGUAGUGACCAACAUCAUGGUUUGCAUUUAUAGUUCUGCUGCCAAAAUGCUAGUGUAUUGAGAGAAAUGUUCUAGAAUACAACUGUGUCGCUCACAUACCAUAUAUAUAUAACAAACAAAAAAAGGCCCUGGGAAAAAAGCAUAGAGUUUAUAAGUUGUAAACAAAUGUGUCUUUUUGUGUCAUGUUUUCACUUUUAACUUCAUGAAACAUAAACAGAAUAUGAAAACAGCGAAAAACGAAACGAGUUCAAAUAAAAGGUGACUUGAUGUCUGAUCAAUUGAUACAAUGCAUAUACCUUAAAAUAACCCUGGAGAAAAUGCGCCGCUACUUCGGAUAUCUUUUUUUUGUCAUUCUUGGGGAAGGUCUCACAAAAUGUAUCGUGGUCUGCAUUAACAUGACACGUUACAUUUUUGGAGAGGGGCACGUCAGGCUGCGGAGUAGUUUCGAUGCAGAAGUAUAGAUCAGCCUUAAACGUGUGUGGCCUGAUUUUUCUAAUCACGCGUACUCCGAACAUGCAGUAUGCGAAUGCACCUGAGUGCAUGUGUAAGGAGGUUUGGAGAUACCUGCAUUUCUAUCCACCUUAUUUUGCAACGCGGAAGUAAGCAGCGGUUGCAUUUCCAGUGAAUGUGUGUGAGUUCUGCUGGCAUUGACCGCAGUGUAAAUAAAUAGAAGGAUAAUAAUACCAGUUAGUGAUCUGGGCUUAUAAACUAUCACACAACCACAGGAUAUACAGCAGAAUUAUGUGGCAAUGUCUGAUAAAUUCUAAUGUCAGCAUUUAUAGUAAAAGAGUAAGUAAAUCAUUCACUUGUUGCUGUGUGUUAUAUUGAAGAGACAGUAAUAAAAUCUGCUUCUUUAUUUACCGAGAUUGUGACGAUGCAGUCUUUCAUUUCUCCAUAUAAACCUCCAUUUAUAUGUACCAGUUUUGGUCCAAAGAAAGUUGAAGCAGUAUUUCCCUGGCAGAUUUUUGCUCUCGCUGGUUGUGUAUAGUUUGUGGAGCACUGUCCAUGUUAGCGCCUGAUUUCAUUCAUUCUGGCUGCGCAACAGUGUGUGAUGAAACGAUGGCAAAAUUCGAUAAACGGUAAAAAUAUAUGUGAUCAAAACCAAUGUGUUUAUGAAAAUCUUAAGUAAUGAUAUGUUAACAUAUAUUGCCAGCCUGUAAUCAAUAAUGUAGUAUUUUUGUAUAGCUAAAAUAGCUGCAAAUGGGUUAUACCGGAAGUGGUACACAUUCACGGUUGAUAAUGGUGGUGCUCUAAUUCCCUAAAAAAUAAGGUGGAUAAAGUCUGAACGAAUGUGUGUGCAUGAAGUCAAAUGAAGAAUAUUUUGAAAGGAUAGUGUUCGACUUUACGCAGACAGUCCUCGUCUGUGCACGUCGUCGGUACAUACACUUGUCUUUGUACUAAAAGAGUAUCAACAAGUUGUCUAACACAUUUGUAUUCAUUCGCGGACAAAGAGUAUACUUUGAAAGGCAACGCGGUUGACCAGGAUCCAAUACGGAACGCAGAAAAACGAAGUAUACCUGGACCUUAAGUGUUCGCGUCAAAACCAAAGUACUUUGUGCUUAACCUGUUAAAAGUUAGGACCUUCCUUUAAGUUAACUCAGAUGUGUGAAUUACACAGAUUUAUGUAAUUUGUAGUUUUUUUUAACGUCUAAUAAUGCAAGAAAAUAAUAAUCAUGUUUAUAAUCAUGUGGUCAGACAUGAUGAUGAUGUGAAAGGUUUUUAUGUAAAUGCAUCUCAAUAAUAAUGUAUGAAAUGUGUGUUUUAUUCACCUUCACUGGCACAUGAAAGAAAACAGGUGUAUACACAACUCUUAUGUAUACAUUUAUUGCAGCUCUGUUAGUUAAGAUGCUUCUGUGGAGUUUUGGUGUUCUGAAACUUUCAGAAACAGUAAGCACUACAUCUAUACGCAGUUUUAAGAUCUUAAUAUUUAAGACCAAUAAACAGUCUUAUAUUUUGUCUGUUUUGUAUGAUUUAAGUUACAUUCUUUUCCAAUGAAAUGUUCCAAUUUUAUUUUGAUGUUGAAUUUUCUUUUGAUAUACCAUGCACACGAAUCAAUAAAGUGUGAGGAAUUUACUGUAGGCAGAAUUGAUUAUUUUGAGCUGUUAAUGUUGUCACUAGAGGGCAGUGUGUCUUUUGAUUGAAACUUCAAAUUCCUAAUGUUCAUAAAAUAAUUAUUUCGUGUGUCUAUUCAGUGUCCUUGAAAUUCCUGCUCUGGUAGUUUGAUGUGUGUUUUUGGUUUAUGAAUGAAAUGGUUUACCGUGACUUCACAGAUGAGCCAGAUAUUUUAUAUUUCAUUUAAACAUUUUAAAUGCAAGUUUCUACUAGUAUAUUGUUUUCAAGAUUUGCCCAUGUUAUGCUCCUUUUGUGUACAAACAUUAAUGAAUUUUUUGUGCAUCUAUGUCUCUUGUGUAUAAAUACUGAACAUGGUCAGACAA
Messenger RNA from Myxocyprinus asiaticus (Chinese sucker), 4292 nucleotides. RefSeq lists its product as uncharacterized. The transcript has 5 exons. NCBI's taxonomy places the organism in Eukaryota, Metazoa, Chordata, Actinopteri, Cypriniformes, Catostomidae. The record is from RefSeq and is a predicted model, not a curated record. Gene Ontology annotation, cellular component: nucleus. Bases 442 to 1611 code for a protein of 389 amino acids.